GUGGCGGUAAUGCACUCUUCAACCAUUGUUAACUGAAGGAAGAAGAAGGACGCGUUUCCGCUCUCAUUACGUCCAUGCUGAUUUGAUUCUGUUUCUCUGAAUCUGAAUCUAUUUUAUUCAUUUCACCAUGUCUAUUAAAUUAAAUGCUCUUUUCAGCGACUCAUAUGUGGAUGUAAGCCAGUAUAGAGACCAACAUUUUAAGGGCAACCGUUACGAGCAGGAGAAGCUGCUGAAGCAGAGCUGCUCGCUGUACGUGGGAAACCUGUCCUUCUACACCACAGAGGAGCAGGUGCACGAGCUCUUCUCCAAGAGCGGAGACGUCAAGAGGAUCGUCAUCGGCCUCGACAAAGUCAAGAAGACCGCCUGCGGCUUCUGUUUCGUCGAAUAUUACACUCGUGCUGAUGCUGAGAAUGCCAUGAGGUUUAUCAAUGGCUCGAGGCUGGAUGACCGGAUCAUCCGAACAGACUGGGACGCAGGCUUUAAAGAGGGCAGGCAGUUCGGCCGGGGCAAGUCAGGCGGGCAGGUCAGAGAUGAGUACAGGCAGGACUAUGACCCCGCCAGAGGAGGUUAUGGGAAGUUGGUGCAGAAGUCUUGAACAUGCCUUUCGCCAGAAUUUUUUUAAACGUUUGCUUUUCUAGGUUAACAAUGAAUACGGACAGGGCUGCGCAGUAACAGAUCCAGUGUGUGCGAUGUACAUAUUAGAGUUUAGUGCUUUAGGAAUAUUCAUGCCUGAAAUUCAUCUAGUCUGGAAUGUAUAGGCUUUCUUUCUUUUUUUUUAUUUUUAAUAAAUUGCGUUUAAUAUAAACUGCCUUGUAAAAGCCCCACUGUUUGUUUUUAGAUGCAUCUACUGCAUGCAUAAUCCUAAAUGUAAAAUGUGUCGCCCAGUGAAUUUAGUCCGGUUUGCUGACAUUAACUGGAACUCAGAAGAGUGAACAGGGCAAUAAUCAGCACUGAUGUAAAAAAAAAAAAAAAAAGACAUUGUGUAAUUAGUGCACAACUCCUUGAAUCAGUUUCCGUCAUUACACAAUUAAACAUCAACCCAUUCUAGUGUUUAUAAAACUAUUUUAUUACUUAAAAAAAAAAAAGGAUUCUAAACUAUUUAGACAUGUCUCAAAUUUUGAUAACAGGGUUGCAAAUACUCCAUUUACACUGGCCUUCUAAGGUGGAAAAUCAGCAUUUUGUGAGGGUUAAGCACCUCCUUUCAUAAGUGUUUGCAAACACAACGACAGACACGGCACUGCUUAUUCAACAUGGUUUUAUGUAUUUUUAAAUAAUGAUGAAACUAGUAGUCAGAAACUCAGUCUGAGGUUAUGAUUCGUUGGUUCAAGUAACUAAAUGACAGUAUCGUCUUGAAUGCUGGGUCAACUGACAACAUUAUAAAUCUACUAUCCUGACAUUUUUGUGCCAAACUGCAUCACAAGAUAGAAAAACGCUCGUCACACAGAACAGAAAAGAUGGCCAUAAAGAUGACGACUCGAGCACAUCACAAACGCAAGAAUCAAAUAUAGCUUGGCUUUCAGCGUUUGUAUGAACCAAUGACAGAACGGCAGGUUUAGCUGAUAUUUUUCAGAUCAGUCUUCAUU
Sinocyclocheilus anshuiensis is the source of this 1583-nucleotide messenger RNA. RefSeq names its product nuclear cap binding protein subunit 2 (gene ncbp2). Gene Ontology annotation, molecular function: RNA cap binding. The record is from RefSeq and is a predicted model, not a curated record. The transcript is spliced from 4 exons. Lineage: Eukaryota; Metazoa; Chordata; Actinopteri; Cypriniformes; Cyprinidae. Gene Ontology annotation, cellular component: nuclear cap binding complex. Gene Ontology annotation, biological process: mRNA cis splicing, via spliceosome. Bases 128 to 595 code for a protein of 155 amino acids.